AACCCUUGCGGGACAGACGCCGCAGUCGCCGCUGAAGCUUGUCGCAGGGGCAGGGCAAACAUCAUGCUUCAUUUUCCCUGCCUGGGUGCUUGACAUAUUAUGUCAAAAAUAAAAUGAGUAUCCUUGAAUAGUUAGUGGAUGCUCUUCAAAGUAGCACAGAUAAUAAUGUUAUCAGGGGUCACUGUCCUGUUUUUUAAAAGGCUCAGAAUCUAAUCAGAUUAGUUAAAUUAGUAUCCACGAGUGCAUUUCUCAGAGCGUCUGUAAUAAGAGUUGGACUGAUUAAAAAAAUUGGCUGGAGUGGUGUGUAGGAAAAAAUGGUUAUUUUAGAAGGAAUGUUUUUACAUUGUGGUGUGCUGUAACAAACGUGUUUUGAUCCCACUCACUGUGAAAUCAUUGGGUGUUUUCCAGUAGAUUUCGGUGAUAGCAGGACCACAGGGAAUUACACAGGAACCAGUUCUCUGAGGGUGUGGGUGGUGGAGGAGGGACAAUUCCCUCUUUCUCACCCUCUCCCCCCAUUUAUUGACAGAGUGGAGGAAAGCACUUCAGCCACUAUUCCAGACCUGUGACUGGAGAAGGAGCCAUGGCACCUUUGUACCCUCUGUGGAUUCAUGGCCCCUGAUUCCAUGUAAUCACAGAUGCCGUGGCCAUAUAUCCCCUAAUUUAUAAAACAAGUAUUUAUAAAUUAUAAACAAGUUAUACUAUUGUUUAUUCUUUUAAUGUUUGUGGUGAGACUACUUUAAAUAAAUAAAACAAACACAUUCUCCCACUACAUUGUUCCUCUUCUUGUAACUGGCUUGCUAGUAUGAUAUUGCCCAGUUAUUUGAUUCUUUGUUGUCUGGAGUAAUACCUUUCUGAAAGCUUGAAUACUUUUUACAGUUGCAGUGAUUUAUGGUAAGUCUUGUUCCUUCUAAUAAUGGAAUAUUCAGGCAUAUAAACUGUAAGGUAUUACUUAUACAAUUCAGAAUUUAGGAGUGUAACCAAGCACAUCUGCCUGUCUAUACAUAAUGUCUAUGCAUUGCAGAGUUUUAUGAGAUUUACUGUGUGUUCUGUGUCUCUCUCACAGAAGAGUGUAAAGCAUGGGACCAAGAGUUGGAAACACUGAACAAAAUCUGUUUUGAAACAUGUUUUGGGUGCAGUUCUUUUCUAGGCAUGCCUCUGUGCAGAAGAUUUUAGCAAUAAGCAGUGUAACCAGACGCACUUCAAAAUCAGUUAAACAUGGCCGGUCUGUGUGUUUAAGAAGCAUUUUCUUUAACUCUGUCAAAUACUAUCCCACUAAAUUAGUUCUGGGAAUUGAAACUAGUUGUGAUGAUACAGCAGCUGCUGUGGUGGAUGAUACUGGCAAAAUCUUAGGAGAAGCUUUACAUUCUCAAAAUGAAGUCCAUUUAAAAACAGGUGGGAUUAUUCCUCCAGUGGCACAGCAACUUCACAGGGAAAAUAUUGAGCGAAUAGUAAAAGAAACACUCUACGUCAGUGGAAUCUCUCUCGAUGAGCUCUCUGCUGUCGCAACUACUGUAAAGCCAGGACUCGCUUUAAGUCUCAGAGUGGGAUUAGAAUAUAGUUUAAAAUUGGUGGACAAGUAUAAAAAACCUUUCAUCCCCAUCCAUCACAUGGAGGCACAUGCACUUACAAUCAGGCUGAUAAACCAAGUGGAAUUUCCUUUCUUAGUUCUUUUAAUCUCUGGAGGCCACUGUAUCCUGGUAGUAGCACAAGGAGUUUCAGAUUUUCUUCUGCUUGGACAGUCAGUUGAUAUAGCACCAGGAGACAUGCUUGACAAGGUAGCAAGAAGACUCUCUCUAACAAAGCACCCAGAGUGCUGCAGAAUGAGUGGUGGGAAAGCUAUAGAGCACUUGGCCCAACAGGGAAACAGGCUGCAUUACGAACUCAGAGCUCCCAUGCGACAUCAUCGUAACUGCAAUUUUUCCUUUUCCGGACUUUGCUUCAAUGCCACUAGAAUAAUUAUGCAAAAAGAAAAGGAAGAAGGUAUUUUUCAAAGUAAGAUACAUACAAAUUGUACACCUGACCUGCGGUUAUAUUUGCAAAAACCUCUUUUGCUCACCAUUUCUGCAGGUUUACAGGAGGGACACCUCCUGUCCUGUGUUACAGAUAUUGCUGCUGCAGUACAGCAUGCAGUAGCACUUCAUAUUGUCCAGCGAACACACCGGGCUAUUCUAUUCUGCAUAAAAAGUGGCAUCUUAUCACAAACAAAUGCAACGUUGGUUGUAUCAGGAGGAGUUGCAAGUAAUCAGUAUAUCCGAAGAGCUCUGCAAAUUGUAACAGAUGCAACUAACUUCAAUUUGCUGUGUCCUCCUCCCAGACUCUGUACUGACAAUGGUGUUAUGAUUGCCUGGAAUGGCAUUGAAAGGAUGCAUGCAGGCUUAGGUGUGUUACAUAGCACAGAUGGCAUACGCUAUGAACCAAAAGCUUCUCUUGGAAUUGAUAUCUCAGAACAAGUUGGAGAAGUUGCCAUCAAGGUACCAAGUCUAGAAGUCUCCCUAAAUGAACUUGCAACUAUCAACUUAUAACACAUCCAGUUUGGGAAUUAUUGUUCAUGGCUAUUAUUAAAAUGUUUAUGUUUCCUAGCCUUCUCUUACUAAGACAUAUCUGACCAAUGUAAGCACCCUUAUGGGCAGCUGUGCUAUUUAGUAAUUAAAACAGGGAGCUGGAA
This is a messenger RNA of Trachemys scripta elegans, 2665 nucleotides long. It is a transcript of the gene OSGEPL1, whose product is annotated as O-sialoglycoprotein endopeptidase like 1. Gene Ontology annotation, biological process: tRNA threonylcarbamoyladenosine modification. NCBI's taxonomy places the organism in Eukaryota, Metazoa, Chordata, Testudines, Emydidae. The transcript has 8 exons. The coding region runs from base 1122 to 2522 and encodes 466 amino acids. Gene Ontology annotation, cellular component: mitochondrion. The record is from RefSeq and is a predicted model, not a curated record.